Messenger RNA from Kwoniella shivajii, 843 nucleotides. RefSeq lists its product as uncharacterized. Bases 1 to 843 code for a protein of 280 amino acids. NCBI's taxonomy places the organism in Eukaryota, Fungi, Basidiomycota, Tremellomycetes, Tremellales, Cryptococcaceae. The record is from RefSeq and is a predicted model, not a curated record. The transcript has 3 exons.
AUGAGUACUUCUGAGUCCCCUUUGUUCGGUGGAGCACCCACCACUGCAGCUGCAGCAGGAGAAAGUGCAAGUAGUACAGUGAACCUGUUUCCUACUCAGAGUCAAAGUAACCAGGAUGUCAGAAAUGGUAGUCCGAAUGUAUAUUACCUAGUGUUUCUAGGCAUCCUGGUGGUCUUAUUGGGUUUAGCGGGAUGCUUAGCUCUUCGAGCCGUACGUAUGCGACGUCGAUAUCGCACAGCUACGCAAAUAGCUUUAGCGAGAGGAGAUCCUUUACCUAAUGGUGGAGAUGGUUAUUGGGGUUUGGGUGGACUGGCAGGAUGGACAAGUGAAGGAUUCGAUAGACUAGGUAAUGUUGAAGGUGACAUGAGAAGAAGAGAGAGGGAAAUUGAGAAAGCAAAAUUGAGGAAGAAACCAAGGAUAUUCGAUGAGAUCGUAUAUAAGGACGUGGAGAAUGAACUGAAAUCAGGACAACCAUGGGAGGAUAUAGAGCCAAUAUCGAUUCAGUCGUUACUUCCUCCGAUACCACCUGAUGCAAGUCCAGAAACAUCACCUCGUCCUCUAUUUGGAUUCCGUAAUCGAUCCUUACCAUCGGAAAAUAACGUGCCGACGAUCAAAGAGAUCAACCGUCCGGUAACGUUGGGAGAACCAGUACGUAUGGGAGUCAUAAUACAGAUGCCCACUCAACCAUCGGAUCACAAGCAGAAAUCGGAAUGGGAUGAGGAAGAUGUAGGUUGGGAGAAUGGGAUGGAAUUAGGUGUGUGGGAAGGUAGGAUCCAAGAUCCCCUUCCUCCGUCUACAAGAAAUGGAUGGAAAAGACGUAGUGAGGAAAGUGAAGAAUAUUAG